This is a messenger RNA of Gadus macrocephalus (Pacific cod), 1032 nucleotides long. RefSeq names its product peroxiredoxin like 2B (gene prxl2b). The transcript is spliced from 7 exons. The record is from RefSeq and is a predicted model, not a curated record. The coding region runs from base 35 to 730 and encodes 231 amino acids. Lineage: Eukaryota; Metazoa; Chordata; Actinopteri; Gadiformes; Gadidae.
AGUCUCUACUGGGCGUAUCAGGAUAUAGUAAAAAAUGUUUUGUAACAGUUGCGUUUACAGAAAUAUAAUUGCUUACUCAGGUGGCUGUUUAAAUCGCUUUUCCUGGACAAGUGCAACAUUAACAAUGGCAAAGAUUGAUCUAACUCAAAUUGGAAAGAACCUGUUGAAAAAGACAGACUCUGGCGAGGAUAUAGAGAUCCAGUCUCUAUGGAAGGGACAGACGGUGGUCUUGUUCUUCCUACGCCGGUUUGGAUGUCAGGUGUGUCGGUGGACAGCGGCUGAAAUAAGCAAACUGGAGCCCGACCUGAGAGCUAACAACAUCGCCCUGGUGGGCAUUGGUCCAGAGGAGACGGGCCUGCACGACUUCAGGGAACUAGGGUUCUUUAAAGGAGCCCUUUAUCUUGAUGAAAAGAAGAAGACCUACAAGGAUUUAGGCUUCAAAAGGUACACAGCCUUGAGUGUCGUUCCUGCCGGCUUGGGGAAAAAAGUGAGAGCUGUGGCUGCAAAGGCCAGUGCUCAAGGCAUCCAGGGGAACUUCUCAGGGGAUUUAUUACAGAGUGGAGGAAUGCUGAUUGUUGCAAAAGGUGGAGAGAAGGUGCUGCUCCACUUUGUCCAGGACAACCCAGGAGACUUUGUGCCUUUAGAAGACAUCUCCAAGGCACUGGGUGUGUCCACCAACGCACAGGAGGGACAGAUGCCGUCGUGCAAUGACGAAGUUUGUACGCGAUGAUGGCCUCAAGGACUGUGAUCCCACCAGGAGGAACUUUUUGUCUCUUUGUUGAAAAGAAAUGGGUAUUUUUUAAAUCAUGUGUGAAUCAUUAUAUCACCACCAAUAUUUUUUUAAGUCUUUGGUGAAAUUGUGAGAUUGAAAUAGUUAUACUUAUUUAAUAAUGUAAAAAAUAAGAAUAUUGUGAUUUACAUAUAUAGUCUGGAUAUUUCCUUAUUCUAUGAAGUGUCUUACAUAUCUAAAUAGAUUUGAGUUUUCUGUAUAAUUUUGAAUGUCCAUGAUGGAAUAAACAUCUAUAGAACUAA